This is a messenger RNA of Racocetra fulgida, 191 nucleotides long. NCBI's taxonomy places the organism in Eukaryota, Fungi, Glomeromycota, Glomeromycetes, Diversisporales, Gigasporaceae. The record is from the annotation of a GenBank genome assembly.
CUCAAUACUCUCAUCUGAAAUCUUCGCUUCAUUGUAUAACUUUUUGAAAACCUCUUCCUUGGAUAAAAUAACCAUUUCCAAUAUUAUUACGCAAAAAUGGAAGUUUUUCAAAAUUCAAACGGAAGAGGAAGAUUUAGAUUGCCUCACGAAAAUCCUAGAAAAGGCGGAAAAUGAAAUUGUUGAUAAAGAUC